GCAUGAACCAAGAUUAUGGAGAUAUUGAUUAUAAAGAGCUAACAUGACGGCGCAAAUACUCGCCUCAGAGCUUGCCAAUCUUAUCCAGGAGAGCAAAAGGAAGCAUACAGAUCUGAGAAAUGCUGCAGAAAAGUCUCUGGAUGAGCUGAAGGGCCUACGCUCUACCUCUGAGGCUCAAAUAGCCGCCGAUCUUAAAAAGAGGCCCAAUUUCGUGACACCCUUUCUCAUUGCCUGUGGCACCAAGAAUGCCAAGUACACGGGAAUUGCAGUCGUGUGCUUGCAACGACUCGUCGUGUCACGUGGACUUCCCAAAUCAAGGCUGAGGGAAGUCCUGGAGGCGCUUCGAGAGGCAACAUCCUCUGGUCUGGAUGUUCAGCUCAAGAUCCUUCAGGCUUUGCCUUCCCUUCUUCAGAAUUAUGCGGACGACUUGAAGGGAGAUCUGUUAGCAACCUCGUUGAACCUUUGCACUAUCCUGCAAGCGAGCAAGAAUGGGAUAGUCAAUAAUACUGCUGCCGCAACUUUACAGCAACUCGUGGUGUCAGUUUUUGACAAGGUUGUGGCUGAAGAUAAGAUAUCACUCGAAGUUCCCACAGUUGGCGACGUUCGUACUGAAAAUGGGUCAAUACGAGUUCGAGCGGCUGCGCUGGAUGCGCACAGAGUAUUCGAUGAUUUGUGUCUCCUGACCGAAGCUCAAAAGCCUCAGUUCCUCAAGUCUGCAGGCCUACCUCAGACUUUUGGCCUCGAGUUGAUUGAAUCAGUUCUGACAAAUCAUGCGGAGAUAUUUCUGACACAUCCAGAACAAGCUGAUAUCCUUCGUACGAGGGUCAUGCCAUUCAUCAUUAGCUCUCUCUCAGAUAAGUUGAAUUUUGCCGUGACUGUGAGAAUCGUGCGAAUUCUUUACAUUCUCCUCAGAAGACAUCUUAGCAUUCUCGCCUCUGAGGGUGAAAUGGCCCUUGGCCUACUCACACACAUGCUUGACCAAGAUACUGCUAUGUGGAAAAGGUCAUUGUGCAUGGAAGUCUUGAGGGGAGUAUUCGCAGAAGGCGCCCUUAUACGACGGAUCUUUGCAAUGUAUGAUGCAAACGGCAGGAAGCCAAUCUUACGAGAUCUUGUUGCAGCUUUUGUCAGAAUCAGCACAGAGAAGCCGUCACUGAUUGGCCUAAGCCACCAGUCCACAAUACCUAUAGCAAGUCAAGGUGACACUGGAGGGUCUGAUCCGGUCGUGCUUGAAGCUAGUGUGAUUCCCGGUAUCAUUAGUAGUUCCGCGAGCUCCAGUGAGCCUGAAGCAGGGAUUAGUACACAAUGGAGCACAAUGAGGGUGCCUUGCAUUGACCAACUGGACAAAACAGACCCUCCUUCAAUUCCUGAGUCUUAUAUAUACAGCCUAACGCUGGCCUGUAUUAGUGGCUUUUCUGAAGGACUGGCGAAAUUCAUCUUGCCGCUUACUGUUCCCGAGAGACCUCGCAAGAAGGCAAGGCAACCAGAGGGAGACUCCAAACCGUCGGAUACAGCACCUCCAACCCCCAUUUCUCAAGGCACUCUUGAAAGGCAACCUUCGUUCAAAAAGAACCCGGUUCCCGCCAAUCCGUUGCUACUCGAGGAUCACCCGCUACAUGAAGACGUGAAAAUAUGUGCAGGCAUCGUGGAAGAAUGUUGGCCCGCAGUAUUGGCAACAUGCUCAACAUUCCUGUAUUCUGCACUUGACUCAGAAUAUUAUCAUGGUCUGGUUAGAUCAUUUCAAAAGUUCACUCACGUAGCCGGGCUCCUACGCCUUGCAACUCCCAGGGACGCCUUCCUAACGACUUUAGGAAAAGCUGCAGUACCCGCGAAUGUCUUGACAGCCAGCACAACUCAGAACCCAGUCCCGCCGACCCCACCGGCGGAGAGCCCUAGCAUGUUUAGCAAUGCAAGAGGUCUUUUGAGCGUUGAUUCGUUAGUUGGGGGUUCCUCCCCAUCUGAACGUGGAAGACAAAGCUCUGUUGAUGCAGGUCAACCUUCUUCUCUGAACACCCGCAAUUUAUUGUGCUUGCGAGCCCUCCUCAACUUGGGCAUUGCUCUUGGCCCAACACUAGACAGUGCAUGGGUGAUCAUUCUAGGGACUCUUCAAGAAGCCGACCUGGUACUAUUUUCAAGCAGUAAAUCAGCCAGGUCCUUGGCUUCUUCCCAGAAACUCGGGGGUCAGAAUACCAGUGAUGGCUCUUCGCUCUUAGCAAAUUUUGGCACCGAGAUCAAAGCUGUUGAGACAGCUGCCUCAAGAUUGCUAGAGAGCACGAUCGAUUUUCCAAAUGAAGCAUUCUUGGAGGUCGUCGAGGCGUUGUGCAAGCUAUUUAGAAAUGAUGAUGAGUCUAAAUUAGAGGGUCUAGGUAUUUCAAUGCCAUCGUCGCCACGGCCGGCUCAAACUCAUCGGAGGGUUCAUAGCUUCAAUGCUGCCCCAGUUACUCAAAAUCAGGAGGAUCUAUUUGCAUUGGCCAAACUGGGGGAAGUCGCCAGUAUCAAUAUCGAUCGCCUUAUGUCCUACAACCCGGAUGUCAGUGGAUGGACAACUUUGACAUCAGAAUUGAUAACGGCCGCUUGCUCUUCUUCGAUGGCAUCGUCUGUCCGAUUGAGAGCGGCGGAAAUACUUGUACGAGUUGUUCUUGAAUCUGCCGCAGCAUCGUUGUCAUUGCCAGGCGAAACACGGGGCAUAGUUCAGCUACGGCUAUUGGAGGCCUACAGUCGAGCUUUGAAACCGCUGCAAUCAGACAAACGCGAGGUGCUAGUUUCGACUCAUACAGCCGAUGUCGAUGUUCACAGAGUUAUUCUUGAAGGUCUCAAGAGUGUUCUAGAACAAUGCGGUGAAAGUUUUAUCAGCGGUUGGGAGAUUGCUUUCGAAAUUAUCGGAAGUGUCUUCGUGGAGAAUUCCCUGGAGGACAAGAGCCAAAAUAACACCAGAGUCGAUACAAGGUCUCCCCGGUUGAUCAGAUCAGCGUUCAACUCGCUCCAACUUAUUUGCUCUGAUUUUCUUUCCUCUCUCCCAAACCCUUGCUUUUUAAUACUCGUCGAUACCCUUUACAAUUUCUGUUCUCAAAAUGAUGAUCUCAAUAUCUCCCUGACGACUGUCACAUUCUUCUGGGUGCUGUCCGACUCUAUUUCCAACAGGACUAGUUCAUUCUCGAUCAACCCUGAUCUCAUUCAGGGAUCUAGUGAGCAGGGUCUCAUAGAGAUGGCAUCCGGCGAUGAUCGUGCCGUUUCUGAUGCUGCAUUAUGGAUGCUGCUACUACUACGAUUGACAGCUGUUGCUACCGAUGAAAGAUUGGAACUCAGGAACAGUGCUAUUCAAACUUUACUCAGGAUCUUCGAUGCAUAUGGAGAUCAAUUGAGUCCUGAGGCUUGGACGAUGUGCCUCCAGAACGUCAUGUUCAAGUUGCUGUCUUCUAUCGAGGAACAACUUCAAAUGACAUAUGAUCCCCAGUCUUCAAUAUCCGAUAAAGAUAAAAUUGGUUGGAACGAGACUACUGUGGUUGUCUUGACUGGCAUCACGAAUCUCUUAGCUGAAUAUCUUGAUAUAUUGUCAGGCCAUCCAACGUUCGACGCUUCAUGGAAGAGCUUGCUGGUGCAUUUCAAAACAUUUCUGGACUUCAAAGUCCUUGAGAUCAACACCGCAGUGUUCAAAUCUUUGAGAGAGAUACUCUCUAAGGGCAACGUUAAUGGGACCAAAAACUUUGAUCAAGUAGGAAUUAAUCUUGCCUGGGAUCUCUGGUCUCAAUCUCUGCCUGCCGUCACAUUGGAGAGAUCAGAUAAGCGCUUGGAUAAUCAGGACUAUUUACUUGCAUAUGUUUCUUCUCUAUCGGAGAUAUAUCGUCUGGUCCAGCCGGAUCUAAACGUUGGUCAAGUAGAGAGAUUGCUGAGUCUCCUUCGCCAAGCUAUACAGCAAGCAAGUGCAGCAACAUAUACUGCAGACAUCGAUUAUCUCACGCCGCUUCAAACUCAGGUUUUGGAAUCACUCAAGAUGGUUCGGAGUGAUAUCGAAGGUGUUCCGUCUUCAUUAAUUAGCCAGGUUGCAGAGUUUGUGGCACUCGCUUUUGAAGUGAAAGCAGCCGACGAAAAACAACGACCAACUUAUGUUGCACUGUCUAAAGCGGCCAUGACGUUGUUAGAAAAGCUCAUACUCUCUCACUCAUCAGAUCAUCACAUAUACACGAGUGGUGCACUGUCGUCCGCUCUAAUUGCGCUCGGAAAGCCAAUCGUGCUCAAGUACUCCUUCCCAAUUACUACCAAGAGCGUUUCACCCUGGCGGCAGGCUACUAGUUCAAGCCUCGCUAUCUUGAAAGCUAUAUUACCAAUCCUCACCCAAGAAAAUCUCAAAGAAGACGUUGUUCGCUCAAUCUGGUCCUCGAUUGUAACUAUCGGCAACGGCAUAACUACAGCUGACUGCGACAACGCCCCCGAAAAUGUCGACAUCAAGUCUGACCAAGACUUCGAUAUAUCCUCCUUUCUCACCCUCCGCCAACUUAUAACGCCUUCUCUCGGCUCACCGGUAAUCCCCGACAAGACUCGAAGAACGUACACCGAGUCGCUCUUCCACAUGUCGCUCAUUCACAUGCCCCAACCCCAAGAAUUGCCUCGAGCCAACCAAGAACUCCUUGCUGGCCUCUACCAACCGCGAAAAGGACGUACUGUUGAUCCUCCGCCUUCACCGCGCUCAGAAAUGAGCUACGUCUGCUUCGAUGAGCUCGUUUCUCUUGUGGCACUACAUGACAGCUCGGCGCCACGCAUCAAGCUCGCUCAAGCUGCAGCCCCCUAUCUCAUACUUAGAGCAGGUCUCACGCUGCGCGCGUAUAUCGCCGACCAGCCACUACGAGGGCGAAUGCCACAGCCUCUAUCACAACGUAAAGAGCUACUUUAUAUCUUGAAAGCGCUGGCAAAAUUGAGGUGUGAGCCAGAUGCGAUUCCAGACACGCCGGGUGUGGAUAGUGAAGGCAAGAAACACUUGCAUCGUUUGUAUCCGUUGUUGGUGAAAGCAGUCAGGGCUGCAGCAAGAGACCAGGAGGUUCUGGAGUGGAUUGGACAAGCGCUCGACGAGGUCGGGAUGGAAUUUGGUGUUUGAUUACGUUGAUGUAGAAGUAAGUUUGUAACAUGUUUGAAGUGACUUGGAGUUGGCUGGACUUGAUUUGAACUUUGUUCUUGAUCGAUUUGGGAUUAACCUGUUAUGGUACUUAUUUAUACCGCUACAUAAUCUGAUCUCUCAGGUGUUCUUGAGUUG
Amorphotheca resinae ATCC 22711 is the source of this 5242-nucleotide messenger RNA. RefSeq lists its product as hypothetical. The record is from RefSeq and is a predicted model, not a curated record. The transcript is spliced from 6 exons. NCBI's taxonomy places the organism in Eukaryota, Fungi, Ascomycota, Leotiomycetes, Helotiales, Amorphothecaceae. The coding region runs from base 44 to 5086 and encodes 1680 amino acids.